This is a messenger RNA of Pseudogymnoascus verrucosus, 1918 nucleotides long. RefSeq lists its product as uncharacterized. Gene Ontology annotation, cellular component: cytosol. The record is from RefSeq and is a predicted model, not a curated record. Bases 515 to 1918 code for a protein of 467 amino acids. NCBI's taxonomy places the organism in Eukaryota, Fungi, Ascomycota, Leotiomycetes, Thelebolales, Thelebolaceae. Gene Ontology annotation, molecular function: L-allo-threonine aldolase activity. The transcript is spliced from 2 exons. Gene Ontology annotation, biological process: L-threonine catabolic process; glycine biosynthetic process.
GGCGGGUAGAAAUCGGAAAUGGGAAAAGAGAGAGAUACGAUAACUCGAUGAGAAGGCGAGGGGAUUGGAUUGGGAUGGGGAUUCAUGUGUAACUGUCGCAUUUGAGGAGUGCAAAGAGAGCGAAGUUGGUGUCGGUGAAGAGGAUGCCUGAUGUGGCAAGCAGUGAGAGCAUGAGUAGAGCAUGGCCAGCGACGAUGAAGGCAGGGAAGGUCCUGUAUGAGAUGGCAACGCAUGGUAUCUAAGUAAGGAGCGAUGGAAUUGAGCGAUUGAGUUGAGUUGAGUUGAUUUCAAGCUCCUAGAGAGCACACCGACUUCAUAGAGAUCUAUCUCUGAGUACCCUAUUUAAGAGCACAUUUCCCCACUGUAGUCGACCUGGGCACUCAAGACUCCAAAAAUCACCAGAACGAUCUAAAAAACCCCUCAAGCAAAAUAAAAGUUAUAAAUCUCCUCCACCAUCUUCAAUCCCCAAUAACUUUACCCACCUUACCUGUUCCGUACGUCGUACCUGAAAAACAUGUCCAAAUCCGCCUGCCGCCAAACCAAACGCACCAGCAACCCCCACUCUGACCGCCUAGCCCCGUCUCAGCAGCACCACCGCCAAUUCUGCCAGCCUCGGACCGCCACCACCACAGCUACACCUGGCCGCCCCUCCGUCAACCUCAAAUACCAACAACGCCGCGAAAUGCUUUCGCGAUCACAACGCCUCACUCGCGCCAUUGCGCGGCAGCAGAUAUGUAGACGGCUUGGUGCAGCCGCCGCCAACACCGCCCUCGCACGACCCCUCUCAACAACCAUCCCCCUCCUCACCACCACCCCUCCCCCCUCCACCUGGACAUCCCCCUACCCCUCCUCCACCGACUUCCGCUCCGACGUCGUCACCAGUCCCACCGCCUCCAUGCUGCACGCAAUCAGCAGCGCAACCCUCCUCGACGACGUCUUCUGCGAAGACCCCUCUACCAUCUCCCUCGAGACGCGCCUCGCCUCCCUCACCGGUCACGAAUCCGCCCUCCUCGUCCUCUCCGGCACAAUGGGGAACCAACUCGCCCUGCGCGCGCUCCUGACUCAGCCUCCACACGCGGUAUUAUGCGAUGAGCGCGCGCAUAUCCUUGAGUGGGAGGCUGGGGGGGUGGCGAGUUUGAGCGGUGCGUUGGUGCAGGGGGUUGUGGCGGGGAAUGGGAGGUUUUUGACGUUAGAGGAUGUGAAGAGGAAGGUUGUGUUGUCGGAUGAUGUGCAUGCUUGUCCUACGCGGGUUAUCUCGCUGGAGAACACGUUGGGGGGGAGUAUAAUGCCGUUGGAUGAGACGAGGAGGAUAGCGGGGUGGGCGAGGGAAAAUGGGAUUUUGAUGCACCUUGAUGGUGCGAGGUUGUGGGAGGCUGUUAUUGCUGGGGCGGGGGGGUUGGAAGAGUAUACGAGGUGUUUUGAUACGGUGAGUUUGUGCUUUAGUAAGGGACUUGGGGCGCCGAUUGGGAGUAUCCUCCUCGGUAGUAAGGAGGUUGUCAAGCGGGCGCGCUGGGUACGGAAGAGCAUCGGCGGGGGGCUACGACAGAGUGGUGUCGUAGCAGCAGCUGCGCGAGUUGGGGUUGAAGAGACUUUCCUGGGGGGGAAGUUGAAGAGGGGCCAGGAGAUGGCGAAGAGAGUAGGGGAGAUGUGGGAGAGUAAGGGGGGGAGGCUGGAGAGAGAGGUAGAGACGAAUAUGGUGUGGCUUGAUUUGGAGGCGGCGGGGGUGGGGGAGGAGGAGUGGGUGAAGGCCGCGGGAAGGAGGGGGGUUAAGGUUGGUGGGGGGAGAGUGGUGGUGCAUUAUCAGGUUACGGAGGAGGCGGUGGGAGCGUUGGGGGAGGCGAUGGGGGAGGUGCUUGGGAGGGAGAGGGGGGAGGGUGGUGGGGAGGGGAAGAAGGUUGGGUUUAAGAGUUAUGGGUGA